Vitis riparia (riverbank grape) is the source of this 1247-nucleotide messenger RNA. RefSeq lists its product as uncharacterized. The record is from RefSeq and is a predicted model, not a curated record. The transcript is spliced from 7 exons. NCBI's taxonomy places the organism in Eukaryota, Viridiplantae, Streptophyta, Magnoliopsida, Vitales, Vitaceae. Bases 286 to 1023 code for a protein of 245 amino acids.
UGAGAUCAAAACGGACGCAGAUUUCAUCUUCUCCGGCAACGCUCAGAUGGGAAGGAUCUUGCUAUUCCCAAAAGGCUUCCUCUUCUAUUAUUCAUCUGUGCCGGCUAUGAGACGUGCCUGUGGCUUUGGUGAAGGAUAAACGGAGAAAGUCCCAACCUCAUGGGAUUUCUACAAACGGCGUCGUUGGGACCCUCUUUGAAACGCGUCGUUUCGGUUUCACCGUUUGGCCCCCGUAGGUCGAUUGAUCAAGUUUUGUGCGUGGCUUGAUCCUAGGCGUAACGGACCAUGGAAACCCUAGACGCAACUUCUUCUUGUUCUUCUUCCGCUUCAAAUCUCCAAAGCCCUAGCUCCAAAACCCCACAACCACCACCUUCUGUCAUCCGCCUAUCGAGACCAGCCGCGCAGCGCAACCUCCGAAACCAGUGGUCGAAAUUAGCUUCCUACAGACAACAAUGGACUUCUACUGCCUCAAAGGGAAGGUCACAUGCCACAGAUCUUGUCAAUUCCUAUCUCUCUCAAAGAUAUAUGCCUGCCAUGGAGUUGGGUGUUCUGAGUGAUAUGCCCAAUAUUAGAAAGAAAGCUUGCAUGAAAUUAAAGCAGCAGGGCCUUCAUGGGAGCAAACUUUUGUCAGCAUACAAGGAUAUGGUUGGAACUUCAAACCAUGAUGUGUUGGCAUGUCAAUCUUCCCAAACUCAUCGGUUGCUUAUAGUGGAGUUACUCUCCAUCAGUUGUGAAGAAGCUCCACAAGACGAUCGAUAUUGUUGGUCAGAUGAGCUGUAUCCAGGGGAAUUUGAUGAUUUGGGUAUAUGCAGCUUGCAUUCAAAAGAAAUUGGUGAUAUUAUUCCCCCAAAAAUAAUAGGUUUUGAAUCUCAUUCGCCUGUUACACGUUCUAAUCAGCAGCCAGAUCAUGAGAUCUUACAGGUUUACCUUACAACUUGGCUUGCAGAGGUGAACAUUGAUACACAUAGGGUUGAUGAAAUAUUUGCUGUAAUUGGGGAGGAAAUGGACGUUGGCCUUUCAUGAACCUGCUUAUAUGGCAAAAAGAAGGAGAGAAGUGCUACUACAAUGAUACCAUCAAAGAUUCUGCAGAACACAAUAGGCUAAAAAUUGGGUAGUCCUAUAAUUUAUCUAUAUCCAUAGAGCAAAGUGUUAGGACUUUUUUUUUUCCUGAAAUGUGCUGUUCAUCACUCUUAUGUACGCAUACAUUCUAUUAUUAUUUUAUUGAAUUAAUUUGGAUUAUUUUUUUA